GCGACACCCCCUUGUUCCCGUCCUCCUCCGUCCAUCUCCAUCCCCCGACCUGUCCCCAUCCCCCUCCGUGCACAUCCGCGUCCCUUCUCCUCUCCACACCGUCACCUGCCCUGAAUCCAUCCUAUUCUGUCCAUGUCUGCACCCCUCUCCCAUCCAGCCCCCAACCCCCUGCCUAGCCGAACACCCUUUCUGUCUCGUUGGCUGCAUCCCCUCCUCCUUCCUGCAUCCUCCUCCUCUUCCCUCUCUCCUUCCGUCCCUGCCUCAUCGGCGAGCCCUGCCCUUAUACCUCCAUUUACCUCUACAUCCCACUUUGUAUGACCCCAUCCUAUUUUUCCUUCCCUGCACAUCAGCCUCUGUCCUUGCCCUCCCUGGUCUGGUCCCCUCCUCAUACUCCCAUCACUCCUUGUGCCUGUCUCUCCAUCAGCUCCCUCACGAUUUCUGUCCUCCCCAGGUCCCGUCUGUGCUCCCCGGCCCAGCCCCUGCCCAGCUGCCUCUUGCUUUCCUCCUGCACCAUAGUCGCUCUCAGGGACCCCACCUUCCCCUUGGCUGUUAGCUGGCCUGCCACUCAGCACCUUCCCCAUUUGGCCUUCCUGGUACUCUUUGUAGCCACACGGUUUGGGUUUGUGCUGAGCCCCCCUCACCUGCCACUGGGCCCUCCUUCCCUGCGUGGGGAGGCCUAGGCCCUGAAGGCCCAGCGUGCUCGCUUGCUGUUUGGAAUCCACUAUAACCCUCUCUGCAUGUCUGCUCCUGUUCAUGGCUUGGGGGCGAAGGAUGCUGGGGUGAGUAGGCCUCUCUGUGUUCCUCCUCAGCCACCCUAGCUGUUCAGGGUUGUUUCCUAAACGCCUGGGGGCUGGGGGGUGCUGGCUAAGCACUGGAAAGCUAGGCUGGAGGAGAGGCACCGUCCAGGGAACUGGCCGAUAGCCCCUUCUGGCCUUGCUCUGAGCCCGGAAUGCAGAGGUCUGGUUGAGAAGCCCCCUGGAGGGCUGGGGUUCUGGAGUUUAGAAAAGGGCCUUCCCAGCCUCCAAGCCAGCACUUUGGCAUCAGGAGCUGUGGUGAGCGUGGCCCAGGGCUGGGCUGGCAGUGGGCAGAGUGCUGAAUCACCUGGACUCGGGGCCGGGCGGCAGCCCCUCCCCUGCCCUGAGCCAGGUCCUGCUCCUGGUUCCUUCCUGGCAUCUGGCAGUGGGGGCGGGCGUGUGUGUGUGUGUUGGGCAGAGAUGCCCCCUCCCUCAGUCUGGAGGAGUGGAUGACAGUGCCUCUUUUCUGCCUGUCUCCCGGGAUGUGGGCCUGCUGUGUCUUAUCUACCCUUGGAACUGUGGUGAGCCCUGCUGGGUCCCAGUCAAAGCUCCCGCAAGGGCAGGUUACGGGGCUCUGAGACCUGGUUGGGCAGGAGUUGAAUUGCUUGUAAGAGGUCAGACACCAGCAGGUUCAGAACCCACUGAACUUGAGACGUUGAUUGACGUAUGUGCCAUUUGGGAUACUGGAGUUCUCCCUCCCACCGCAGACUGGAAGGGAGCCUCCUCGGGGGUUGCAGGGGCGAGGCUGAAUGAGGCAGAGACGCUGAGCUCUAUCCAGGAGGCCCAGUUAGAACGGCUGGAGGUGGCCACACCCUGCGGGCCGGGGAGCAGGGAGCGGGGCCCCGUGCUGAGGAUGGCCAGGCAGCAGCUGCCACCCUGGGUCCAUGCAGCCAUCCUCCUCUGCCUCCUCAGCCUCGGCCGGGCCAUCGAGAUUCCUAUGGAUCCAAGCAUUCAGAACGAGCUGUCCCAGCCUCCGACCAUCACCAAGCAGUCGGUGAAGGACCACAUCGUGGAUCCCCGGGAUAACAUCCUGAUUGAGUGUGAGGCGAAGGGGAACCCCGCCCCCAGCUUCCACUGGACUCGCAACAGCAGGUUCUUCAACAUCGCCAAGGACCCCCGGGUGUCCAUGAAGAGGCGGUCUGGGACCCUGGUGAUCGACUUCCGCAGCGGCGGGCGGCCAGAGGAGUACGAGGGGGAAUACCAGUGCUUCGCCCGCAACAAGUUCGGCACCGCCCUGUCCAACAGGAUCCGCCUGCAGGUGUCCAAAUCUCCCCUGUGGCCCAAGGAAAACCUAGACCCUGUCGUGGUCCAAGAAGGCGCCCCCUUGACACUCCAGUGUAACCCCCCGCCUGGACUUCCGUCCCCAGUCAUCUUCUGGAUGAGCAGCACCAUGGACCCCAUCACCCAAGACAAGCGUGUCUCCCAGGGCCACAACGGAGACCUGUAUUUCUCCAACGUCAUGCUGCAGGACAUGCAGACUGACUACAGCUGCAAUGCCCGCUUCCACUUUACCCACACCAUCCAGCAGAAGAACGCGUUCACCCUCAAGGUCCUCACCAACCACCCCCAUAAUGACUCGUCCUUAAGAAACCACCCUGACAUGUACAGUGCCCGAGGAGUUGCGGAAAGGACACCCAGCUUCAUGUAUCCCCAGGGCACUGCGAGCAGCCAGAUGGUGCUGCGUGGCAUGGACCUCCUGCUGGAGUGCAUCGCCUCCGGGGUCCCGACACCAGACAUCGCGUGGUACAAGAAAGGUGGGGACCUCCCAUCUGACAAGGCCAAGUUUGAGAACUUUAACAAGGCUCUACGUAUCACCAAUGUCUCUGAGGAAGACUCUGGAGAGUAUUUCUGCCUGGCCUCCAACAAGAUGGGCAGCAUCCGGCACACGAUCUCGGUGAGAGUAAAGGCUGCUCCCUACUGGCUGGAUGAACCCAAGAACCUUAUCCUGGCUCCUGGCGAGGACGGGAGACUGGUGUGUCGAGCCAGUGGGAACCCCAAGCCCACCAUCCAGUGGAUGGUGAAUGGGGAACCUUUGCAAUCGGCACCACCCAACCCAAACCGAGAGGUGGCCGGGGACACCAUCAUCUUCCGGGACACGCAGAUCAGCAGCAGGGCCGUGUACCAGUGCAACACGUCCAACGAGCACGGCUACCUGCUGGCCAACGCCUUCGUCAGCGUGCUGGACGUGCCACCUCGGAUGCUGUCACCGCGGAACCAGCUUAUUAGGGUGAUCCUGUACAACCGGACGCGGCUGGACUGCCCAUUCUUUGGGUCCCCCAUUCCCACGCUCCGUUGGUUUAAGAAUGGACAAGGAAGCAACCUGGAUGGAGGCAACUACCAUGUCUAUGAGAAUGGCAGUCUGGAAAUCAAGAUGAUCCACAAAGAGGACCAAGGCAUCUACACCUGCGUUGCCACUAACAUCCUGGGCAAGGCAGAAAACCAGGUCCGCCUGGAAGUCAAAGACCCCACCAGGAUCUUUCGGAUGCCUGAGGACCAGGUUGCCAAGAGGGGCACCACGGUGCAGCUGGAGUGCCGGGUGAAGCACGACCCCUCCCUGAAGCUCACAGUGUCCUGGCUGAAGGAUGACGAGCCGCUCUACAUCGGGAACAGGAUGAAGAAGGAAGAUGACUCCCUGACCAUCUUUGGUGUGGCGGAGCGGGACCAGGGCAGUUACACCUGCGUCGCCAGCACUGAGCUGGACCAAGACCUGGCCAAGGCCUACCUCACCGUGCUAGCUGAUCAGGCCACUCCAACUAACCGUCUGGCUGCCCUGCCCAAAGGACGGCCAGACAGACCCCGGGACCUGGAGCUCACUGACCUGGCUGAGAGGAGUGUGAGGCUCACCUGGAUCCCAGGGGAUGACAACAAUAGCCCCAUCACAGACUAUGUCGUCCAGUUUGAAGAGGACCAGUUCCAGCCAGGGGUCUGGCAUGACCAUUCCAAGUUCCCAGGCAGUGUCAACUCAGCUGUCCUCCAGCUGUCCCCAUAUGUCAACUACCAGUUCCGGGUCAUUGCCAUCAACGAGGUCGGCAGCAGCCACCCCAGCCUCCCAUCUGAGCGCUACCGAACCAGCGGAGCACCCCCUGAGUCUAAUCCCGCUGAUGUGAAGGGAGAGGGGACCAGAAAAAACAACAUGGAGAUCACGUGGACGCCCAUGAAUGCCACCUCCGCCUUUGGCCCCAACCUGCGCUACAUCGUGAAGUGGCGGCGGAGAGAGACUCGAGAGAGCUGGAACAACGUCACAGUGUGGGGCUCCCGCUACGUGGUGGGUCAGACCCCUGUCUAUGUGCCCUACGAGAUCCGAGUCCAGGCCGAAAAUGACUUUGGGAAGGGCCCUGAGCCAGACACGGUCAUCGGUUACUCCGGAGAAGAUUAUCCCAGGGCUGCGCCCACCGACGUUAAAAUCCGAGUGCUGAACAGCACGGCCAUCAGCCUUCAGUGGAACCGCGUCUACUCCGACACGGUCCAGGGCCUGCUCAGAGAGUACCGAGCCUACUACUGGAGAGAGAGCAGCUUGCUGAAGAGCUUGUGGGUGUCUCAGAAGAGACAGCAGGCCAGCUUCCCUGGUGACCGCCUCCGCGGCGUGGUGCCCCGCCUCUUCCCCUACAGCAACUACAAGCUGGAGAUGGUUGUGGUCAAUGGGAGAGGCGAUGGGCCUCGCAGUGAGACCAAGGAGUUCACAACCCCAGAAGGAGUACCCAGUGCCCCCAGGCGAUUCCGAGUCCGGCAGCCCAACCUGGAGACCAUCAACCUGGAAUGGGACCAUCCGGAACACCCCAAUGGGAUCCUGACUGGAUACACCCUCAGAUACGUGCCCUUUAAUGGAACCAAAGUAGGAAAGCAGAUAGUGGAAAACUUCUCUCCCAAUCAGACCAAGUUCACGGUGCAAAGAGCAGACCCCGUGUCGCGCUACCGCUUUACCCUCAGUGCCAGGACGCAGGUGGGCUCUGGGGAAGCUGUCACAGAGGAGUCGCCAGCACCCCCGAAUGAAGCUACUCCAACCGCAGCUCCUCCCACGUUGCCCCCGACUACAGUGGGUACUGUGAGCAGUACUGAUGCUACUGUCACUGCUGCCACCACUGAAGCCACAACAGUCCCCAUCAUCCCAACUGUCGCACCUGCCACCAUCGCUACCACCACCGUCGCCACAACUACUACAACCACUGCCGCCACCACCACCACCACCACGGAGGGUCCUCCCACCACCACCACCGGGACUAAGAUACACGAAUCCGCCCCGGACGAGCAGUCCAUAUGGAACGUCACAGUGCUCCCCAACAGUAAAUGGGCCAACAUCACCUGGAAGCACAAUUUCGGGCCCGGAACUGACUUUGUGGUUGAGUACAUCGACAGCAACCAUACGAAAAAAAGUGUCCCUGUUAAGGCCCAGGCGCAGCCUGUCCAGCUGACAGACCUCUAUCCCGGGAUGACAUACACGUUGCGAGUCUAUUCCCGGGACAACGAGGGCAUCAGCAGUACCGUCAUCACCUUUAUGACCAGUACAGCUUACACCAACAACCAGGCGGACAUCGCCACCCAGGGCUGGUUCAUCGGGCUCAUGUGCGCCAUCGCCCUCCUGGUGCUGAUUCUGCUCAUCGUCUGUUUCAUCAAGAGGAGUCGAGGCGGCAAGUACCCAGUGCGAGAGAAGAAGGACGUUCCCCUCGGCCCUGAAGACCCCAAAGAAGAGGACGGCUCCUUUGACUACAGUGAUGAGGACAACAAGCCCCUGCAGGGCAGCCAGACAUCCCUGGAUGGCACCAUCAAGCAGCAGGAGAGUGACGACAGCCUGGUGGACUACGGCGAGGGCGGCGAGGGGCAGUUCAAUGAGGACGGCUCCUUUAUCGGCCAGUACACAGUCAAAAAGGACAAGGAGGAGACAGAGGGCAAUGAAAGCUCAGAGGCCACGUCACCUGUCAACGCCAUCUAUUCUCUGGCCUAACGGAGCCCCCCCCAGGGCACAGCCACCACUUUGCAAGUGAGAGGAGGGGAGAGGGGGAGAUGAAGACACUGCAAAGCCACCACCAUCUCCUGGGACGGGGGUUCAACAUGGGGGUCUGCCAAGCUGUGAGGACCAGUGACCACCCAGCCAACCACAAGCCCCCUCCCAAUGACCCCCCACACCCCGGGUGCCACCUGUUGGGGGAGCUGGAGCCCUGGCCGUGCUCAGCUGAGGGAGCCGGGCCCCUUGCUCAGCCUCGCAGGCACCUGAGCAUCACCCCCACCGCCCGGCCCUGACCCUGGCACACACUCACCGGUCUCUGUUGCUUACGGGGCUUUUCAUUGUCUUUAUUUCUGCUCUGUGCAUUUUCCCGUCCAGACCCAACGUCUCCAUUUUCUUUUCCUUUUGAAGAAAUGUCCCUGGAAAAAGCAAGAAUAGGUGGAUUCUCCCCCAGGAAACUGCAAAGACAGGCAAAGAGGACUGAUCCGUAAGGAACGCAUAGAGAAGCUGUAGAAUGCCACCGCCACCAGGCCGGCGUGUUUCCGAAGGAUGCCUUUCUCGCCGGAUGCCUCCCCUCGCCCCCACCCCUCCGCCUCGGCCUUGGUAGUUGCUGAGCUGGGCUUGGCUCCUUUCUGGAAAAUGACAGUAUUUAGGCAGGGAGAGAGUGGGCAGCCGCCUUGCCUCGCUCUGGUUCGGCCAGGCGCUGGGCUCACCUCUCGCUCCUUGCUCUUACCCUGCCGCUUCCUCCAGAGCGUCCAGGACAAGAAGCGCAGAUCUGAAGGAGGAGCUGGAGGAGCAGGAGUGGCCGCUGUUGAAAAGGACCUCAACUCCAGUGACCGUGUACCUCAAGCAGAAGAAAAUCAGGCGUCUGGUCCCUGGGGAGCUGUGCUCACCUUCAGAGAGAAGAGAAGAGCAGGAUUUGGACUUCCUUCCUCCACAGUGAAACCCAGGAUGUAGGAGAGAGGGCCACACCCCCGGGCAGGGGCUGUGCUGCUGCCCUCAAGGCGCAGGGAACCCUGGGAGACACAAGCUUUGCCCGUGUGUUUGGGGGUGUAAAGCACUGCUCCCCGUUUCCUCUCUAGCAGAUAUCAUCUCCUCGGUCGAUUCUGUAUGACGUUGAAAUUUAUGUGGUGUGUGGAUGAGGCCCUGCUGCCCCUGGGACUGACCAGCGUGUCCUUUCCUUAGGGUAUUUGCAUAUCCAGAGACCCUGAGGGGGCAUGGUUGACAGUGCUGUGACACCUGGCCCAGAGGAGGCAGUGAUCUCCGUAUGCCUUAUGCAGCUCUCAUCUGUCCCUGCAGUUCCAGGUUCCCCACCCCUCCCUGCAAGCCUUGAAGCCUCCAGCCACGUGUCUCAAGGAGAACGGGGCAGCCUAUGCAAGCGCCACAGCAGAACCCGAAGCAGCCACUCAACACCCACCCUGCAUCCCGUUGCCCCAGAUUGGAGACCCUCGCAGACCUGCAGUUCUCAGAGAGCUGUCAUCCUCCCCACCUAAUCCAUUGUUGAAACCAAAGGUAUCCAGCCUCCGAGAGGGAUCUCCAGCCUCAGAGUGACACUGUAGCUAUUGCUGCAGCUGGAGUCGGUUUCAGGAGGGCAAAGGUGACUCCCAGUAAUGGACCACCUGCCACGGGCACAGCCUCUGAGCUGAGGCUCCAGCUGCUUGCCAGGGGGCCUAGGCAGGAACAGGGCUAUGUCCUUCAGAGGCUUUCUAAAGCAUCGUUUGCCACAUGUUUAAGCCACAAAGGUAUUAGCAGUGCUUGCAUCACUCGAUAAUGAGCCAGAUGAAGGGCAAGCCCGUAGACACAUACUCUGUGUGCAGGUAGGAAAUCAGAGCCCAGAGCUCAGCCAAUCAUGUUGUUCUAAGCUGAGAGCGAGUAACUGUCCUUUGGCCCAAGCCACGUCCAGGUUUGCUGCCUGGAAUCCCGAGAGGCAACUCUUGCAUGAUGAAAGGGGGCAGGCUAACAAGCAGGGGGCUGGGGAGUGAGCUCAGGGUCCCCUUCCCUGGCUUUCCUCGACACCUGCCCGGAUACAGCUGGGCGUUCCUGCGGCCCAGGCCCAGGUCCCUAGAGGGAAUGUCAGGGAAGUGUGCCUGUGAGCUGAGUUAACGGCCCAGCCUUUCUAGAAAACGCUCUGGAUCUGAGCAUAGAAGUCAGUUUCUCAGGCCCUCGUUCCAUACUGCACCAUACGUGCUAGGAAACUCAGUGCACCGAAAACAGGCUCUGAGGGCAGGAGGGUGUCAUCGUGCCCCUCCCCUGCCUCUGGAAGGGCUGCUCCACCGCCGGUGACUGGGGAAGGGCCUCUGCUAGCCUAGAGUCUUGGGGAGAGGGGAUUCCUCAGCCUGGAUCUGCUCCUCGAUUGCGUCCUGCCAGGCUCUGUGCCAACCUCCUUCAUGUAGGAAGAUAGUGCCGUCAGCCCUGUCAUGAGGCUGUCGUGCUGAGAGCUGACCCCACUACCACAUGCUCACCAUCCUCCUGGCAGGCCGGAGAAACCUGGGCUUGAAGAACAAAGUUCUCCCCAAGCAAAGAUGGCGGAUGCUUAGAGAGGUUGCAGGGUUAGGGAGGCAGCCCUUCUAGCAAGAGGGAAGUCUAUUUUCCAGGGGGCCCACGCCGGAGUCCACCCAGCUCAGAAGGAAAGGGGUAUCGUCCAGCACCCCCUGCCAGCUGGGGCUCUCACGCAACCACCCCGAAACAUACUAACAACGAUGCCAGAAGAGGGCGACACCAUUGGUGCCUCAGCCUGUCUGGCUGGGGGGGAGAAGUGUCGGUCAUCUCACGGUGACUCUGGAAAUUCCGUUGCCUGUGCUGCGCUCCCACCCACUGUGCUCAGCCGUUAGAGCUGUGGCAUCCAUGCUCUCAUUUGUCCAUCCAUUGCUUAGACGCUCGUGGACAUCCAGUCUGAGCCAGGCUCUGAGCCGAGGGUACCAAGGUGAAUAAUGAGGUAUGGCCCCUGCCCUCACAGCGCUGACAGUCCUGGAACUGUCUUGGGACACAGUGGGCACUGGCUGGGAGCACCUGAGUACCUAAGCCGACAAGGCUCCAGGCUCGAAGGGAGACGCUUUGGAGGGAGGACUCGGUCCGCAAGGCUGGCAGUCCAAACCUGCCGCAACAGUCCUGCUUCCUGAGCCUCUUUGCUCUGCCCCUUGGGGCAAGUUGCUUAACUUAUGUGAGUUUCAGUGCCUCGUCUCCACUCCUCUCCCCACAGAGGGGCCUGGGCCCACCUGCAGGAGCAGGGAGGCCCGUGUCUGGGAGUACACCACUGCAGGGCCAGGGGACAGCCUGAGUUAUGGUGCAUAGGACAUGUCUCCUUACCUUGCUUUUGAGGAGAUGAUUGAGCUUAAGCUAACGGGAAAACCAGAGCUCCCUUGUCUGUGGCCUUUGUCCCAAGAGGCUGGAGGCAUCUGGCCCGCCCCCUUCCUGGCAAGUCCCAAGCUCUGGAGAAGAGGCCGCCUUUCCGAGAGCAGCCAGUGCCCAUAUUGCUGCCCCUGCAGGGGGCAUCUGCGAGCUGGGCCCACAUAGUGCUUUCCUAGUUAAGUUGCCUUAGAAAAGGGGUGGAAAUAGAUCCGAGGAUAUCUGUGGGUUUUCCAGCUAAGGGACUGCCUCCCUGCCCACACGCAGCACCCACGCCUGGGCACUCCCACACACGCACACACAGCAGACCAAGGCCCUCCUGCAGGGCGGCACGGUCAGGGGGAGCAAUACAGCUUAUGACAUUGUCUUGGAGAGGGUGAGUCCACACCCAGGCCCACUUGAGGUGGGAUACAGAGGGCUGUGUGCGUGCAGUGUCCAUCUCGAGGCAGGGGAAAGAGGCGGUCCAGGCUGGGCCCCAUCUGGGUAAUUCCUGUAGGCAGAACCGAGAGAGCGUCUGAUCCAAAGGAGGGGACCAUUCCCCAGGAACAUCACGGGCAGCAGCUCUUUGAGGCUCCUGGAGCCGUGUGCGGGUCGGAGCCAAGUCCCAGAGCGUGGCAGGCAGCCUGUGUGCUGGCAGUGGGGGUUAACCGCUUUUGCCUCGGCCUUUAGAAGGUGGCGCAUUAACCCAGGAGAGGCGAGGCUCCUGGGCGUGAGGCGGGGCUGGUGUUGGGGUCGCCUCUCCCGAGGAGGAUGGCGGAUUCCUGGGAUGCUGGCCAGGAGGCUCCCCCUCGGGACGCCUUGUCACCUCUCGGGCAGGUCCUGCCAAACACACGGUUAGGUCCCAGAGGGACGUCACCUGCCGGUCCUGGCUGAGCUUUGCAUGGUAGCUUAGGAGAAGCAGGUAGGAGUCCCUGAUUUAAAAAAAAUCAGAGGACUUAACUGAAUGAAACCAAGAGCUUGAAAUGUCAGGAGGAGGCGCAGUGGCCUGGCAGCUCCCUCCCUUCCCCUGAACCAGGCAGGGCCACCCCCUGGGAACCAACCUUGUGGCUGUCCCCAGCCUGCCAGCCCCAGCCAGGGCAGCACCCUUUCCUCCCCUCCCCUACGGAGAACGGGCCUUCCUGAGACAGGUCCAGAGCAGGAUAAGAGCAGAAGGAGGACGGCCAUCCAGGGAAGCCACGAGGCCCCACCAGUGUCUCAAGCCAAAACCAGCGCUCCUCUAUCAGUAUGUUAGCGUUAGGUGGAUGUUCCGUAGUGAUAGGAUGGAAAGGAAAUAGAUACAAAGGCGUCCGGUUUAGGACAGUUCAGAUUUCAGCAUGCGAAGGAAUCAAUGACUUGUAAAGACAAGGAUACUAACCCAAGGAGUGAAGGGACUUGCCCCCUAGUCACAUAGCUGGUGAGUCCAGGUGAGGGUAGGGCUUGAACCCGGGCCUUCUGACUCCUUGUCCAGUGUUCCCCCAUCUCACCGCAGCUGCCUCCCUGGAAGCACAGGAGGUGUUUCCUGCCGGUGCACCCUCUCAUGCCUCUGUAGCACUUCUCCCACAGCCCCCGGGUUCCUCCCCAAAGGAAAGACACAAAGGAUUUUUCUGAGUCCAACACCAGUCAGUCUCUGCCAGCCUGUGGUGGACCUGGCUGCGCGGUCAAGGGCAGACCCAGGCCAGGAGAAGAGUGACGAGCUGAUGGGUGUCUGUCACUGUGAAGCCUGGACUAUUCCCUGGAGUGGUCUCCGCUUCCUAACAUGUUGGGCCCGCCACACGCUGUCCCUCGGAGAUGAGGGCGUGGAGAGCCCUCAGUCCACCCCGCCCUUGGCCGCAGGGUGCUGAGGGCAGCAGGGCCCGUGGGAGCUCUGCCACUCUGGGAAUUGCUGGGCUGGAGUUCAGCACAUGUAAAGACUUCAGUGAAGCAAUAAACACAAAAAUCUGGGAGAAGAAAACCAGAAAUUUGUGCACGACUCUGUUUCUUUUUCAAAAACGAUGCAGAUCAGAUGACCCUGCCCUGCUCUUUUUUCUGACUCCCAGAUUCGAUGUCCUCAGUCAGUGUUGUCCCUCUGCCCGGCUCCUGGCUCUCUGCCAACUUCUUCACACUCCUGCGCUGAGCACCAGUUGCCUGUGACGUGGCUGCCCUCUGUCCUGGUCCCACCCCCAACCCUUGCUGAGCCCCGGGGACUUCUUGCCCUGCCCCCCACACACACAUUUUCCAAUUUGUUCCUUUCAGUGGGGCAAUUUUUCCCCGGUGUCUCCAUCCCUUCCCGCACACCCACACUGAGUUGGUCUGACCUUUCUCCAUUGGUUCCGUAUUUAACUCGCACGGCAGAGUUGUUUUAACCCCUCUCACACUGUGUUCUUUCCUCCCUGCGAGCUGUUUUGCAUUAACCAGUGUUGUCAGCGACAGUUGUGUUUCUGAGGGUGUUGCGCACAACCUUCAGCACGGAUGACUGGGCCGUGGAGGGCCAUCUAAUACAUGGACUUAUAAACUGACUGCAUGAGCAAUGAAAAGGCCAAAUUAUUCAGAGUUUUUUUUUGAAUCACUGUAAAAAAAAAAACUGAUUUCUUUUGUAUAGAGAACACUAAACGUAUAAUAAAAGUUGUUCAAAAUGGA
Molecule: messenger RNA, 11673 nt
Organism: Equus caballus (horse)
Lineage: Eukaryota; Metazoa; Chordata; Mammalia; Perissodactyla; Equidae
Source: RefSeq, a predicted model, not a curated record